CACCAACACAAUCCCUGCCAAUACAAACAUUAGGCCAGUUUGAUACAGUUUUUUACUUUUAUUUAAUCUCUUUUUAUCGAUGAUCGAUAAAAAUGAAACGCAUACACGCUAUUCCAAAAAGUCAAAAAGACUUUGACAAAAGUUUGGUUGACCUGUACAAACCGAAGAAGUUUGUGGCCGAAUCACUGACUUCGAUUUAUUCGAAUCGCACCUCAGUUGAUCCAAAUGGAUUCAUUCGCAUUGAUUCCGCCAGGGGCAUCGAGGAUCGCCACCUGAAAGCUUCCCCAGAAUUGCCCAGCCUCCAGGAGCGCAGUUCGCAGUCGCAGAACAAGAAUCUCUAUGACCUCUCCCUCAAACUUAUGGAUCAGGAGACAACCGGAACGUUGGAUUCCGAGUGUGCAGAUGGAAGCGGGAGUAUUCAAUGUGAGGAGUCUCAACCGAUUAUAGCCAUACCGAUUGGUCAGGCUAAUGAAGAGGCUGUCAAUCUAAAGAAGCAAUUGAAAGUUAGGGAUCGGACGAAGGUAAAGGACGCCGGACACUACAGAAAAAGAACUCCCUCUUUUUCUACUAUACAGUGCACAAACAACAGGAUCAAAAGAAAGAAAAAGGAAAAUGCUGAAAACGUCGUCGGACCCCUUAAGUUAAAAACAUUUAUUAAGGUGGGAUAAGCUUUGAAAUACAACAUGAACUUUUCAGCAUUGCUUAACCCAACCCAUCAGUUAAGACGCAGGCUUCCCGAAAGCUAUCAAUACCUCUGUGCCGAACCAGUAAUCGUACCUUUAAAAACGCCUGAAGCCCCAUCCUUAACAAAUCGGCCAGCCAUCAAAGUAAAGAAAGCCAAAGUUAAACCUCAACUAGUAGAAUCCGAAUCAGAUGUGGAAUCCUUUAGAUACACCGAAAACCCAAAGAAAACCCUUAGGGCACUGGUUGAAAGAGCAGCUCGGAGUGCUGGGACCCACAAUCCGGAUGUUCUUAUCAAAGAGGUCCAGAAAGUUCCAAUGGAAACUUUUGAGAAUAUAAAUUUGGGAAAAGAACUGAAGGUCCGCGCUUCGCAGCAGUUUCAACUUGCGCUGAAUUUGAUUGAUGAUCACUACUUUUAUAGUUUGCUAAUUUUUAUGGCCACCUUGGCGUACGUGGUCUAUAUCCUGUGCUACGAUAUUAAUAGCAAUCUGAAUGAAGAAGGCCGCUAUCUGGAAAAAAUGAAAACCUCUAGACUGCCGAUGAAGGGUUACUACUAUUUGAUGCGUCUGCUCAGAGCGCCCAUAUUCUAAUGGAUUAGCGAAUUUGAAGAUUUAAUCAAAACAUUGUCCACUUUCAUAACAACAGCGAACUCUAUUAUUCAGUUCUAUUUCAAUGGUGAAAUAUUUAUUGUAAAAUAUUUAUAAAUGGAUAUUUUGGCUCUUUUUUCGCUUCCCAACAAAGUGUUGAAUAGGACUCGCGCUCUAACGCCUCUUGCACUCUGCCACGCCCCUCAUUUCCCACCUGAAUCGCGUGGUGCCAGGCUAACAAAUGAAAAACAAAUAUUAAACUGUGUUGUUUUGCCAAAAUAGUACCAAAAGCGCGCACACACACACACACACACAGAGUCCGCGGAAAUUGUAAAGUGUUAAAAAUAAUAAAUUAUUUCUGUUAUUCUAAGUGGUAUUAG
This is a messenger RNA of Drosophila melanogaster (fruit fly), 1648 nucleotides long. RefSeq lists its product as uncharacterized. The record is from RefSeq and is marked reviewed. Bases 93 to 668 code for a protein of 191 amino acids. Lineage: Eukaryota; Metazoa; Arthropoda; Insecta; Diptera; Drosophilidae. The transcript has 5 exons.